AUGCUGCUCGGGACUGUGAUCGAGGCGGAGUGCCUGGCGGCGAGCAUCGAGGCAGAUGGGCCAGACGUGGCGCGGAGGACGCGCCUGGAGGGCGUCGCAGAGAGCCUGCGGGACCCGACGCUGACCCCGCAGAAGCGGCGCAUGCUGCAGAUGCUGCUGGCGGCGGAGCGCAAGCGGCAGGAACCCCUGUGGCGCCAGUGCGAGCGCGACCGCCUGCGCCAGGCGGACGAGCAGUCGCGGCUGUGGCGCGACUGGCUGCGGGAGCAGGAGAGGGAGCGUAGGCGCCGCGAACGGCGGGCAGAGGCGUCCGAGCGCGACGCCCUGGCGGCGGCGGACGCAGAGAGCCGCCGCGCCGCGGCCCAGCCGCACAUGCUGAGCGGCCGCGCGGUGGACUGCAUCGUCGACCGCAUCAACGAGGCCGUCGACAUCCCGCUGAUGUCGGAGACGCGGAAGCCUACAAGCCUACAGAGAAUGGGCGGGUGA
Molecule: messenger RNA, 483 nt
Organism: Prorocentrum cordatum
Lineage: Eukaryota; Dinophyceae; Prorocentrales; Prorocentraceae
Source: the annotation of a GenBank genome assembly